Cyprinus carpio (common carp) is the source of this 2032-nucleotide messenger RNA. Its product is annotated as tuftelin-like. NCBI's taxonomy places the organism in Eukaryota, Metazoa, Chordata, Actinopteri, Cypriniformes, Cyprinidae. Gene Ontology annotation, cellular component: intracellular anatomical structure. The record is from RefSeq and is a predicted model, not a curated record. Gene Ontology annotation, biological process: intracellular signal transduction. The transcript has 12 exons. Bases 200 to 1357 code for a protein of 385 amino acids.
UCUGACAGAACCGUUCAGCUCGCGGUGAGAGCUGCACCGAGGCUAUUUAUUAGUCAGCGUGACUGACGACAUCAGAACACAACAAAACACAACUGCGACGAGUUUGCGCGCGCAGGGCGAUAUUCAACUUCUGGUCAUAUUUAUCUUUAUUUACUGAAGUACUGUUGUCUCUUGAGUUUAGAUACAUCAAGCUAAAAACAUGAAUCGAAUGGGGAGUAUGUGCACAUUUGAUGAAAUCAGAUGGGAUGACAGAAUGAACGGGCACAGAACCCUCAGACUGACUCUCCACGAGCAGAACCAGCACCAGCCGCCCACCACAGAUAAGGUAAAUCCAAUUGGCAGAGCUUUUGCUUUGGUACAACCAAACUAUGAGCGGCAGCCAUUGAAGUCUGAUCUGAUCAAGCAGUCUGAGGACCAGGGUGAGGUCAUCAAGGUAUAUCUAGAAGACCGCAAAGAGGCACAAGCCAGACACCAGCAGAGUCUAAAGAUGCUCUCAGAGGAAGUUUCACAAAUACAGGAGGUGAGAUAUUGUCUAAAAAACCUCAGAGAGCAGAUGGCAGCUAAAAGUCACAGGACAGAACAUAAGCUGGUGUUAUCUGGUCCCAGAAAAGUUAAUGGCACUCAUUCAGCACUAACACAGGCCCUAAACGGUUUAGAGAGGCAGGAUAGUGUGGAUGAGCAAGAAAAAGAGAAGAUGAGGGAAGCCAGUAAGCGUGUGUAUGCUCAACUCCAAGAGGCUGAGAAGAAACACCAGGAUGAGAGAGAAAAACUGCUGGCAGAGGCACAGCAGUACAAGAAGCAAUUAUCUGAGCAGAGCGAGUAUCUGAAGAGGGUUCAGCAGAGCAAAGAGCAGCAGGAUCAGCAAAUCGAAGACCUGAGACGUCUCAUGGGUGGCAUGGAGCAGGAGAGCUCCACCCUCAGAGACCAACUCAUGACCAGAGAAGCCGAACUCCUGCAGCUGCGCGAACUGAGGGAGGAGGGCCAUGCAGGGAGGGAGAGAUUAGAAGAGGUGGAAAAGGAAAACGCAAUUCUGAAAGAGAAGAUUCAUCACUUGGAUGACAUGCUCAAGAGUCAACAGAGAAAACUACGGCAAAUGAUUGAACAGCUUCAGAACUCACGAAUGGUGAUUCAGGAGAGAGACAGAGUGAUUAGAGAGCUGGAGGAAAAGGUGGCCAUGCUGGAGGCAGAGAACAAACAAAUGCAUGAUCAGAUGGAUUACUACCUUGGGAGUCAAAGGUCAAACUCGUACCUGCCAUCAGACAGCAAUGCGCAGAUUGUCUACAGCAAACCUCUGAGACCAUCCACCCAGACCAACAAGAGCCUGCCCUUCAUCAAGGUCAUUGAAAUUAAAUCAUGAACCUUACCACAACGACAUCCUGUGACAACCGCACCAUCCUCCUUUACACAGUGAAGGAGAAUACUAGCAACAUCUCAGACCUUCACCAAAUGACAUGCGAUUGCUUUAAAGUCUAAAGGCAUUUUCAGCGCAGAGGUCUGUUACUGUUAUUGCCAUGAUUACAUACUAUAACUGAAUUAUCACGAUAGAUUUGAUAGAACAGGGACUGUUAAAGUGAACAUAUCCAUUUAUAUGAAGACAAAUGAAGAACUCAUCUUUUCAUUAUUGUGAGAUUUGUGAAGGGCUUCUAGAUGGAUUCUGGUGUAUUUUGGUAUUUAUUUGAGGCUGGUCCUCUGAAGACGAUGUCUUUCACCCAACGUUAAUAGACAGAUUGUGAUGCUAAACACCCUCACUGAGCUCUCGUUAUCUCUCGUAAUCUCCUUUGGUAUUAGCUCGGCUAAACUUUAGUGGGUUUCUGAGUUCGCAGAAAUCACAGGGAAAAAUCUGUUAAAAUGAUAGAGACAAUGGAUGAGAAGAACGUUUUUAUUUUAUUUUAUGUAUGUGAAUUAAAGAUUGAAGGAUCUUAAUUAUAUCUAUUUGUAUCCAAAUUAAGGCAGGAAAUGUGUUCUGUGGUACUGUUGUGGCUAUUGAAUUUUUUUUAAUCAUUUGACCCCCCAUUUCACAGUGAGUCAAGUU